Messenger RNA from Cordyceps militaris CM01, 567 nucleotides. RefSeq lists its product as uncharacterized. NCBI's taxonomy places the organism in Eukaryota, Fungi, Ascomycota, Sordariomycetes, Hypocreales, Cordycipitaceae. The record is from RefSeq and is a predicted model, not a curated record. Bases 1 to 567 code for a protein of 188 amino acids. The transcript is spliced from 4 exons.
AUGUUCUCGCACAGUAUGGCCCUUUGCGAUGAGGACCGGAUCGAAGCUGCCAUCAUGUCCGGCCCCCGCGCCUGGGCCGCCGCCGAUGGCCCCCACAGUGGCGUACUCGCGCACAGCAGCACGGACGACGACCAGCGGGCAGCAGCAGCAGUAGUCGCCUUUGACCUGGCGUACGACGCCGCCAACCCACUCAACUGGCGCGCCGGGAAGAAGUGGGUGGUGACGGACGUGCUGUUCGCGACUGGCUUCAACCGCAUCAUGGUGUCCGCCCGCGCUGCCCGGCAUUGCCUUCGCGCGCACGAAGGAGCGCUCAUCGCGGCGCGCUUCCUCGCGGGGUUUGGCGCGCCAGCACCAUCUAAGCACUCGGCGCGGGCGUCCUUGCUGGAGCAACGUAGGCGCCCGCUCAGCGUCUACCUGAUGACUCCGCUGCUCGGCGCAGGUGUCGGCCCCAUCAUUGCUGGCUUCAUUGACGCCGUGUCGGUCAAGGGCAUCGUCAACUACGGCAUCCUUUACGUUGUGCUAUGGACGUUUCUGAGCUCUAGAUGCGCCAGUACGGCCAGUCGGUAG